CGCGAUGGUGUGGUACCCGGAGAUGAUGGGAAGGAUGCAGCUGCUGACCGGCGAGGACGAUGGUGCCGCCGGCGCCCACGAGGUGGAUGAAGCGACCAAGAAGGUUGCCGCUGAGGCUAUGAGCGGCGAGCUCAUGUCUUUCAGGACUGCGCAGAACAUCGCUCACAACAAGGACAACAUCGACUACUGCAUUGAUCAGUUCAACUACAUCAGCAACAGGAUCAAGUGUAUCCGCCUUAUGACCGGCAAUGGCCCCUACCUCUCUUGAGACCCUGUGAGACAUUCGCCUCUUGUUGUAUGCAAUUUGUAGCGCAGAAAAUCCUGUAGCUGUUUGCGGAUUUUUGAUACAUCGAAAGAACUGGCGCUUCUUAGUUCGAACACGAUAGUAACCCAGAGGAGACCAUAGCAAACAUGCAUAAUUUG
Guillardia theta CCMP2712 is the source of this 423-nucleotide messenger RNA. RefSeq lists its product as hypothetical. NCBI's taxonomy places the organism in Eukaryota, Cryptophyceae, Pyrenomonadales, Geminigeraceae. The record is from RefSeq and is a predicted model, not a curated record. The transcript has 2 exons. Bases 5 to 268 code for a protein of 87 amino acids.